AUGAAUCAUCGUCCGCAAUCAUCCUACCCAGGAAACAGCCCGUCUCCCUAUCCUCCAGCCUUUCCUCAAUAUCCCCAAUAUCCUCCUCACACUCCUACCCCGCCCUAUGGCCACACUCCAUCACCUCGCCCUCCCUUCCACCAGCACACUCUUAGCGCCCCUCAGAAUGGCUAUCCUCGUGCAGACUCCCCGGGCUUGCCCCCACCCCCACCACAGGCAUUUCAGAAAUUCGGGGGAGGUGCUCCGUCAAGUUACCAGUUCCAGUACUCGGCUUGUACCGGUCGCCGCAAAGCAUUGUUGAUUGGGAUCAACUACACAGGGCAGCCAAAUGCGCUCAAAGGAUGUAUAAACGAUGUCACCAACAUGUCCAACUUCCUGUCCCAAAGAUUUGGGUACAAGCGAGAGGACAUGGUCAUUCUCACCGACGACCAAACUAAUCCGUUGAGCAUCCCCACUAAGGCCAAUAUUCUACGUGCAAUGCAGUGGCUCGUCAAGGAUGCCCAGCCGAACGAUUCUUUAUUCAUUCACUUCUCCGGCCAUGGAGGUCGCACUCCCGAUCUAGAUGGAGACGAGGAGGAUGGUUUCGACGAUGUGAUAUAUCCAGUGGACUACCGUGUGGCAGGUCACAUAGUAGAUGAUGAUAUGCAUGCGAUCAUGGUGCGUCCGCUGCGGCCCGGAGUGCGAUUAACGGCCAUCUUCGAUUCGUGUCACUCGGGCACUGCAUUGGAUCUGCCGUACAUCUACUCGACGCAGGGCAUUCUCAAGGAGCCCAACCUGGCCAAGGAAGCGGCUCAGGACUUGUUCAGUGCCUUUACUGCAUAUGGGCAGGGUGAUCUCUCGAGCGUCGCUUCAACGGCCAUCGCGUUCUUCAAGAAAGCAACCAACAGCGGAUCUGCCCGUGAGCGCACCCUCAUGACCAAAACCUCCCCCGCCGACGUAGUAAUGUUUUCAGGGUCCAAGGACACACAGACCUCGGCCGAUACGUUCCAGGAUGGACAGGCGCGUGGUGCAUUGAGUUGGGCUUUUAUAAAAUCGCUGCAACAGUGGCCGCACCAGAGUUACCUGCAGCUGCUGAACACAAUUCGGAACGAACUCGAGGGGAGAUAUUCGCAAAAGCCGCAGCUGAGCUGUAGCCAUCCGCUUGACGUCAACCUCCGCUUCGUGAUGUGA
Molecule: messenger RNA, 1170 nt
Organism: Penicillium bovifimosum
Lineage: Eukaryota; Fungi; Ascomycota; Eurotiomycetes; Eurotiales; Aspergillaceae
Product: caspase family protein
Exons: 4
Coding region: 1-1170 (389 amino acids)
Biological process (GO): proteolysis
Molecular function (GO): cysteine-type endopeptidase activity
Source: RefSeq, a predicted model, not a curated record